UCUACCAAUUUCUGCGUAUAUAUACGUAUAAGCGCAUGGCGUCGCCUGACGUUGAAGUAGUGAGAAACAAAUAAAUACUGCUGGUUACUGUCGCAAAAACGUUAAAAGCGUUGAGCCUUGGUACGGUAUCCAGGCUCCCUACUUUCUGUAUAAAAAUAUUUUGUACAAGUUCUGUUACCUGAGGAAUAUGGACAGUAAACUGUGAAGUGUAUUGUAUAACCUAAAAGCUUUGAAACGUAACUUAAAAUCGUACCUAUAACGUAUAACACUAUUUCAUAAUCUGAAUAUUGUGUUAUAAAUAGUGUUAAAAUAUUUGAUAUUAAACAUUUUAGGCAUUAAAGUUAAGCUAACAAAAUGCCGAAAUAUUAUUGUGAUUACUGCGAUACAUAUCUGACGCACGAUUCUCCAAGCGUAAGGAAAACUCAUUGCCAGGGUCGCAAGCACAAAGACAACGUAAAGUAUUUCUACCAGAAAUGGAUGGAAGAACAGGCCCAGCAUUUAAUUGAUGCGACAACAGCAGCGUUCAAGGCAGGAAAAAUUGCAUCGAAUCCAUUCGCAGCAAAUAAGGGAGCAGCAAUUCCACCACCUCCAAAUCUAGGCCCAAGACCUGGUGUGCCGCCACAAGGUCCACCGGGAAUGAUGCCACCUCCGGGAAUGCAUCCAGGUGGACCGAUGGGACCUGGAGGACCAAUGAUGAUGGGACCACAUGGGCCGAUGCCACCAAUGAUGGGAAUGAGACCACCAAUGAUGGGACCAAUGGGUCCUAUGGGUCCUAUGAUGGGUCCUAUGGGUCCAAUGGGACCUAUGAGACCUCCUAUGAACGGACCACCACCACCUAUGGCUGGACCUCCACCAAUGAAAAAGUGAUGACAUUAUCUAUGUGGAUUAUCUUCAUAUUUCUUGGACUUUGUCUUUCUUGUAUUGCGGAUAAUUGUGUUGAAAUCAUAUAAUCUUAAUGUUAUACAUAUUACUUAGGAAUAAAGUAUACAAAUCUUUGUGAACGAAUGACUGUAAAUAAGAUUGUGUUCAGUAAAUCGAAGAUAUAUGUAUCAUUUCAACACUGGAAUACAUAAUUUUUAAAAUUUC
This is a messenger RNA of Cephus cinctus (wheat stem sawfly), 1086 nucleotides long. RefSeq names its product U1 small nuclear ribonucleoprotein C (gene snRNP-U1-C). Bases 355 to 867 code for a protein of 170 amino acids. The transcript has a single exon. Gene Ontology annotation, cellular component: nucleus; U1 snRNP. NCBI's taxonomy places the organism in Eukaryota, Metazoa, Arthropoda, Insecta, Hymenoptera, Cephidae. The record is from RefSeq and is a predicted model, not a curated record. Gene Ontology annotation, biological process: mRNA 5'-splice site recognition; spliceosomal snRNP assembly; mRNA splicing, via spliceosome. Gene Ontology annotation, molecular function: pre-mRNA 5'-splice site binding; zinc ion binding.